This is a messenger RNA of Lecanosticta acicola, 711 nucleotides long. NCBI's taxonomy places the organism in Eukaryota, Fungi, Ascomycota, Dothideomycetes, Mycosphaerellales, Mycosphaerellaceae. The record is from the annotation of a GenBank genome assembly.
AUGGCCUACACCCUCAUCAGCGCCACCCCGAGCCCCUACGCGCGCAAAGUGCGAAUCAUGCUCGCGGAGAAGAAGAUCCCCUUCACUCUCCAGACCGAAGUACCAUGGGACAGCACCACGCAGACUCCCCAAUACAACCCGCUGGAGAAACUGCCCGUGCUCAUCGAUUCUGCGACGGGGAAAGCGGUCUAUGAGAGCCAUUUCAUCCUGGAUUGGAUCGAGGCGAAACAUCCCCAUCCGCCCAUGUUACCGACCGAUGUGGAUGGGAGGUUGUUCGCGAAGCAGGUGGAAGUCGUGGCUGAUGGUAUGUCAUAUGAAUAUAUAUUCACAUCUUCGAUGUGGGGAGAAACAAAACUUAAAUUGUUAACAGGUAUCUGCGACGCUCUCGUCCUCUGCUUCUUCGAAAAACAACGCGAUCAACCGAGUGAGGCGUGGAAGGAACGACAGAUGCGCAAAGUGCAAGGCGGUUUGCAGGCCCUCGCGACGUGGGUCGAGCAGAACCACGGCGGGCCGUAUUUGAUCGGAGAUUCUCUGACUCUGGCGGAUAUCGCGGCGGGGAGUGUUUUGGGGUAUAUGGCCGUUCGAUGGCCGGAGCAUCCUUGGCGGGAGGAGCUUCCGCGGCUGAAGGCUUAUUGGGAAGCUCUGGAUCAGAGGGAGAGUUUUGCUACGACGAGGCCUUCGCCGCAGAAGAUUUCGGAUCGGAUUGUCUAG